AUGUCGCCACCAAUGGGAGAAACCCAACCACUCAUUUAUCAUGGCAAAAACGGUCAAGCACCGGAAACCAUGGAAAAUGAAACCAAGGAGAAAUCUACCUGCAGUUCUGGAGUCGCCAAACUAGUGAUUGUCGCCCUUCUCGCAAUCAUUGGCACUCAUCUGUACGAUCGGCAUUUCAAUGCAACAGAUAAGGUUGUAGAAAAUAGCAGCGAUUUGCCACCACCACCUGAAUUGCCAUCAGCGGCUGAGGAGAAUUCUGAAACAUCAGAAGAUGCUUCAGCUUCUACCACGACCGCUCCAUUGCAAUACCGACCUUAUUGUAUGACUUAUCAUAAUCAAAAGACGGCGCGUAUUCUGCAAACGAGUAUGGGAUCUCCAAGUCAACAAUGGUCUCGAAUUCCUUGUUAUGCUGAGCCGGAGAAGGUCCGAAAGUGGGCCAAGUCUCCUACUCCCCCUGAUGCUCAUGUGAACGAGUACGGAAAUCCUGAUGCGAUUCUCAAUAUUUCCUUGAACGACGCUUCCUUUGCAGACCGCAAACCCAUUUUGGGAUUUGGGGCUGCCUUUACCGAAGCCGCGUCUUUGAACUACCAAUCCUUGUCCGAGAAGGGAAAGGAAACUUUGAUGGAACUUUACUUUGGCAAAUCGGGAUUGGGUUAUGCCUUGGGCCGAGUUCACAUUAAUUCCUGUGAUUUCUCGGUCAAAUCGUACAGCUUUGACGAUGUGGAUGGAGAUUUCGAGCUUGAACAAUUCGACACGAAUGCCACGCACGAUAACCAGAAAGACGGAAUGAUGGAUAUGAUUCGAAGGGCGACAUCGGUUUUUGAAAGAGCCUGGAAGCCGGCCGCAGAGGUUGAGGGAGAGGAGAUUGAUCCUACAAGAUUAAAGGAUGGCAACUUGCUCAUGUACGCUUCUCCUUGGUCUCCUCCAGCCUGGAUGAAGAAUCCAAUCUAUGACGUCGAUCCAGAAAAUGCGACCCACGCUGCUGGUAUGACGGGAAGUACAACGCCUAGUUGCUUGAGAGAAGGUACUGGCAAGGAUUCACGAUAUGCCAAGGCUUGGGCGCUCUACUUUUCCAAAUUCAUUACUACUUACCGCGAACAUGGGAUUGACCUCUGGGGCAUUACCGUGCAGAACGAACCAGAGUUCCCAGCACCUUGGGAAGCCUGUGCCUACACUCCCGAAGCCCAAGCCGACUUUGUGGCAUACCAUCUCGGUCCGCAAUUGGAAAAGGAUCAUCCAGACAUCAAAGUACUUAUGUUUGAUCACAACAAGGAUCACAUGAUUACGUGGGCCAAGCUACUACUGAAUGAAACGGCACAUCCAUCGUACAAGUAUAUUGAUGGCACUGCCUAUCACUGGUAUGCAGGUGGUAUGGAUCGAUUGCUAGAUGGUGCAGUCGGCUCUCCCAAUUUGCAUCGAUUCCAAUCGACAUUGAAGGACUUGUUUGAAACCAAGACGACGGAGCAGGAUGUCAAUGACACCCUGCCGAACGAGACCAUCGCGACAGUAGCACCAAAUCAAGGCAAGGAGCACAUCAUUCUAGGUAGUGAAGCGUGCCACUGUCCCUACACGGGUUAUGCGGGGGGUUCCAUUGAAGUCUAUUGGGCUCGUGCCGAGCGAUAUGUCCAUACCAUUUUGGCCGACUUGGCAGCUGGAAGUAACGGAUGGGUCGAAUGGAAUCUGGUAUUGGAUUCGGUCGGAGGACCCAACCACUUGAACAAUCUUUGUGACACUGGAAUCUUGGCUGUGCCACAUCGGGCCAUUGUCAAUGGGUCGGAAGCGGAUAUUCCUCCCACUUUGCCUUUUGAAAAAACCAAGCACCAGUUUGGAGUCAAUGUGGGAGAUACCCGUACAAGAGCCGAACUUAAUGCCUUGGGUUUCCCCGCCAAGUAUUUGGACACCGGUUUAGCAGUCCAACCAAUUUACUAUUACAUGGGUCAUAUUUCACGGUAUGUCCGUCCUGGCUCCAGGGCUCUUUCGGGCCUGAUUCAAGAGUCCAAGGCCAGUGAAGAAUCAUCGCCUCUUACUACUCCGAAUCGAGCCUUCCGAUCGCAAGGACAAGUCGUUCCUGGUGGAGGUUUCAAUGAUUUGGCUCGCAAUGGAAUUGAAGUUACUGCCUGGCCGUGCGAGGGUUCCACUCGACAAGUAUUUGAAUUUGAUGAAGAUACCAAGCGCAUUAAAGUAUUGGGUCACGACUGGUUGGGAAAACCGACAAAGUCAUGCUUGGCAAAGGAAGCAGACAUGAGUUUCAAGGGAAUUACUUUGACAGACUGCAAGAAAAAGUUAGCAGCAACCUUUGAUAUGGUUCCGAUUGACAGCGCGUCGAAUUCUACUUGGGUGCAGUUUGUGCAAACCAAUGUCCCAGAAACUAGCAAGCGUGUGGACCGAUGUCUGGUUUUGGGCCAUUUGGGAAAUGAUGGUGGUGCCUUGGGCCCACGUGGCGGUGCACCUGUGAAGUACGGCAGCUGUGCAGGAGGGCAAUCCAAAUGGAAGUAUUCCGAUCCGUCAGGUGGAGAAAUCAUCACCACAGUGCUUGAUGCUGGUGAAGUCUGCAUGACUACUGGAUGGCCUUUUUUGCAAAUGGGAGCAUUUUCAACUCCAAAUGGAGAAAGUGAAAGUACAGUGGUGUUGCUGAAUGAAGCGCGAGACUCGGCCAACUACGUCUUGUAUGAUGGGGGUGAUGUUGUUUUAUCAGGAUCCAUCCCACCUAGGUCCAUUCAAACUGUUUUGUUGGACUCUAAUUGA
Cylindrotheca closterium is the source of this 2745-nucleotide messenger RNA. NCBI's taxonomy places the organism in Eukaryota, Bacillariophyta, Bacillariophyceae, Bacillariales, Bacillariaceae. The record is from the annotation of a GenBank genome assembly.